Leptopilina boulardi is the source of this 2096-nucleotide messenger RNA. RefSeq names its product glucose-6-phosphate isomerase (gene Pgi). Gene Ontology annotation, cellular component: cytosol. Lineage: Eukaryota; Metazoa; Arthropoda; Insecta; Hymenoptera; Figitidae. The record is from RefSeq and is a predicted model, not a curated record. The transcript is spliced from 11 exons. Gene Ontology annotation, biological process: gluconeogenesis; glycolytic process; glucose 6-phosphate metabolic process. Gene Ontology annotation, molecular function: carbohydrate derivative binding; monosaccharide binding; glucose-6-phosphate isomerase activity. Bases 108 to 1781 code for a protein of 557 amino acids.
UAUUCUUCUCUUCAUUCACAUUCGUUCGUGACUCUAGUCUCGUGGUGAUUGAGCAUUUGAAUUAUUCAAUAUAAUUAAAAGGAAUUUGUUUCAAUAUUUAUUUAGUCAUGGAGACAAAACCAAAAUUAACCGAAGAACCGGUUUGGAGUAAAUUGCAAACAUAUUUCAAUAAUAAUGGUCAAAAAAUUAAAAUUUUGGAUUUAUUUCAACAAAAUCCAGGACGUUUUGAAAGUUUAAGCUUAAAACUUGAAACUCCCGAAGAUGGAACAAUUCUUCUCGACUACUCGAAAAAUCGCAUCGACUCUGAAGUACUCGGCCUCUUAUUUGAAUUGGCUCGGGCUCGUAAAAUUGAAGCAGCUCGCGAUGCAAUGUUUUCUGGACAGAAAAUUAACUUCACUGAGGGAAGAGCAGUUUUGCAUACAGCUUUAAGAAAUAGAGCCAAUACUCCUAUUUUGGUUGACGGUAAAGAUGUGAUGCCUGAUGUCAAUGGAGUUUUGGAGCAUAUGAAGCAAUUUACCAAGCAGAUUUUAUCCAAGGAAUGGAAAGGUUUCACUGGCAAACCAAUUGAGGAUGUUGUCAAUAUUGGAAUCGGAGGUUCCGAUCUGGGACCCUUAAUGGUGACUGAAGCUCUGAAACCAUAUCACGUUGGACCACGAGUUCAUUUUGUCAGCAAUAUCGAUGGAACUCACAUUGCUGAGACUUUAAAAAAACUUAAUCCCGAAACUGCACUCUUCAUUAUUGCUUCAAAAACUUUUACGACUCAGGAAACAAUUACAAAUGCGACCUCAGCGAAGAAAUGGCUUUUGGAACAUUUAAAGGACGACGCAGCAGUGGCUUUACAUUUUGUUGCUCUUUCAACAAAUAAUCAAAAAGUGAAAGAAUUUGGAAUUGACGAGAAAAAUAUGUUUGGUUUUUGGGAUUGGGUUGGAGGUCGAUACUCUCUAUGGUCUGCAAUUGGAUUAUCAAUUAGUUUAUCAAUAGGUUUCGAGAAUUUCGAGAAAUUACUUAGUGGAGCUUUUUAUAUGGAUCAACAUUUUCGCUCAGCUCCUUUGGAAAAGAACGCUCCUGUAAUUCUUGCCUUACUCGGUAUUUGGUAUCAUAAUUUCUAUGGAGCGGAAACUCACGCUUUACUACCGUAUGAUCAAUAUCUUCACAGAUUUGCUGCUUAUUUUCAACAAGGUGAUAUGGAAAGUAAUGGAAAAUAUGUCACACGAUCGGGAGAUACUGUUAAUUAUUCAACUGGUCCAAUUGUUUGGGGAGAGCCCGGUACAAAUGGUCAACAUGCAUUUUAUCAAUUAAUUCACCAGGGAACAAGACUCAUUCCUGCUGAUUUUAUUGCUCCAGCUUUGUCUCACAAUAAGGUCCAAGGUGAUCUUCAUCAUAAAAUUCUCCUCGCCAAUUUCCUUGCACAAACAGAGGCGUUAAUGAAGGGAAAAAAUAAGGAGCAAGCUAAGGAGGAACUUGAAAAAUCCGGAAUGUCUUCCGAACAAGUUAAUCAAAUUCUUCAACACAAAGUGUUCGAAGGCAAUCGGCCAACGAACAGUAUUGUUGUAAAAAAAGUUUCACCAUUCACAUUGGGUGCUUUGAUAGCAAUGUAUGAACACAAGAUUUUCGUUCAAGGAAUAAUUUGGGAUAUUAAUUCCUACGAUCAAUGGGGUGUGGAAUUGGGUAAACAAUUGGCCAAAGCAAUCGAGCCAGAAUUGAAUAGUGCUGAUAAAAUCUCAAGUCAUGAUUCCUCGACGAAUGGAUUAAUAGCUUUUAUCAAAGAAAAUAGUAAAUAAAAAAAGAAUGAUUUACGUAGCAUCGCAUUGAGAAAAAAAAUUAAUCAAUUUUAAAUAAUUUAUGCGCGAAAAAUAUUUGACAAGAAUCUGUAUAAUUUUCACAAGUGGCCUAAUCGCCUUUUAUUUUUAACUUUAAAAAAUCAAUUAUAAGACUUUUGAUUUGCGAUGUUGACGUUAAUUAUUAUUAUUUGUUAAUUUACAAAUAUCUGUGUCAGAUGUGUUGUUAUUGUAUAUUCUGUGUUGAAAAGUAUAAAAAUUUGUCAUAAAAAUAAUAAGAAAAUUUGUGCAGUAUAAGUAUAUAAUUAAUAAUUAAAA